Messenger RNA from Penaeus indicus, 2557 nucleotides. RefSeq lists its product as uncharacterized. The record is from RefSeq and is a predicted model, not a curated record. The transcript is spliced from 11 exons. The coding region runs from base 236 to 1579 and encodes 447 amino acids. Lineage: Eukaryota; Metazoa; Arthropoda; Malacostraca; Decapoda; Penaeidae.
AUUUAAAUCCCCCGCACUUUGGGAAGAUCGCACUGACGUAGACAGUAAUCUUGGAAUCUUGUGACUACAUCGUAGAUUAUCAGUGUCAUUCAUAAUAUAAAUCGUAGUAUUUCUUUGAUAGAUAAGAUCUAAUCAACUACUAGAAGAUAGAAGAGGGUCCAUUCUUAAUUAUGCAGAAAAUAGAAAUAGGACAGAGGGUUUGACUGGUAUUUAUCAUAUAUUUGGUGUAGAUGAGAUGGCGAUGUCACAAGCAGUUACCAUGAAGAAACUUAGGGAGAUUGUGUUACCGAUAUUUGUUAUCCUGUGUGCUGAUGUAACAAAUGGUGAACUUGGUGCAGUAUGUAACAAAGUAACAGACUGUUCAAUGGGUGGAUAUUGCAUGCAAGGGACCUGUAACUGUUCAGAGAUAUGGUAUGCAGGAAAUUCUCUUACACCUGUAUGUAGAUCUUGGGAGUACGAGAGGUUGUGUUCUAGGGAUGACGAAUGUGGGGAAGAUGCCAAAUGCAAAAACGUGAAAUGUGAAUGCAAUAGAGGAUUUUACCGAAUAAAUGCUUCAUGCCGUAAAGUAACACUACAGAGAUUGUUGCAGCCAUGUAAAAUAAAUUUAUAUCGUACAGGAACAGCGCUGUGUGAUAUUAGGAAGCAUAGUACAUGUAUUAGAAAUACAUGUGUUUGUACUAAGGGCUACGUAGCAAACGAACAUGGGCAGUGUGAAUUAAAGGAUUCAUAUUUGGUCCGCAUGGAAAUGAGUGAAUACCGUGUUACAACAGGCGAAUACUGCAGGGACGACACAGACUGCAUUGAAGGACUAGAGUGCAAGGGAUUUGAGUGCAGAUGUCCGAGUGGUUGUAUGUAUAUUGCAAGGAGAAAUGCUUGCGACUGCGGAGAAGUUGACACUCAUAUUGCUCCAAUUGUUCUUGGAGUCUUUCUAGGCAUGGUUAAUAUUGCUUUCUGGUACUGGGCAAUAUAUAGAACCAUUGUGAAGCACAAGGAAAAGAUUAUACGGCUUUCGUAUCGCACAGCAAUUGAUAAUGAUGAUGUGUCUUCGUCACAUCCUCUUUCACCUGUCCAGUCCUCUGUCCAAACGGGGAGAGGCACUGGAUCCCUUGCCAGUACAAGAGUUGGCACACCUAUCCGUGACAGUGGCACUUCCAGACCCGACUCCAUAAAUCCCCCAACGGCACCAGCCUUAGAUAAUCCCCCAUCAUAUGACGAAGUGAUUUCUUCACCCACGUAUAAUCCAAAUCCGUCAAGCCUGCUAGAUCUACCUAAUCCCCCUUCCUAUAUACAUGUGUCAACUGGCACUCUGCCGUCUGCAAGUCCCAUACAUUCUCCUUCAAGAAGGCCUUAUUCUUCAUUAACACCUACAGCACCGCCAUAUCUAAUUAGUCCUCACUUAACACUUCGGCCUGGAAGUCUGGAUGCAAUACCACACCAUGUAAAUUCCUCAACACCAGUUCAUAGAUCGUCGUCUGCACUGCAUUCAUCUGUUCCAGAUAUACAGCGGACAUACAAUCGAAACCUUCAUGAGAGCAAUGUUGCAGGUUCAGCUGACACUGAUGGUCCAUCAAGAUUUUGAACUACAUGAUACUGUGGGAAAAUGAAGUAUAAGAACAUAAAAGAAACAGUCAAGUAGUGUGGGCUGGAGGCAAAAACACAGGAUAAUGGAUGCUGAAGAGGAUUAUAGUCUUCUGGAGAUAAAUUUAAAGGCUAGUACUUCACACUCCCACAUCUAAAGAGGUGAAAUUCCUUUGCCAGAGAAAAAGGAUCAUCAUAUGUAUAUAUGACAUUUGUUCCAGGAAACAAAACCAAAGAAAAGAUUAGCAUGUUGAGCAUGUUGGAUAAAGAGAAGAAAAAAGGAGUUAAUCACAGAAAAAAAUGUACAGUACAGUAGAAACCCUGAGAGACAGAAAAACAAACAAACAAACAACACUGAAAUAAGUACAGUAAUUGAUAUGUAAGUAUGGGUAACAAUUUUGAAAACAGCACACUGUAAGAUGAGAGAAUUGUAAAUUUUGACGUGCAUGGAGUAGUAUCCUGCCAGUGACCAACAGGGGAAUGAUCAAAAUUGUGCCUUAUAUGCCUUAUAUGAAAUGCACUUAUUACAAUAUGUAGAAUAGGUAUGAAUGAGAAUGAAUAUCUUCACAUUGUAAGUGAUGUAUUUGAACAAUUUAGAUUAUAUCUUUGUCAGAAAUACAUGUAUCUUUGACAACUAAAAGGUUCUGUCCAAUGGAGCCAACUAUACUACUCUCCAACUGAAAUGUUGGAAUCCAUAUAUUUUGCUUGUGCAAAGCAAGACUCUUCUCAAAUGCUUGUAAAUUUAAGUUCUUGGACACGCUGUACCUAAUUGCACGGGCCCAGGGCUAAUCUGCAAUUUAGCACUGGCUUGAUCAGAAGUAACACUUAUUGCAAGAUGAUGAAAACUCAUUUGUGCUGUAUUAAUAAUUUUCAGCAGGAGUGAUUAGACACAUUUUGCAAUUAAUAUUAUUUUUUCAUUGAAAAAUUUGUCAUGCUUUUUGUAAGUAAUUUUAGAAUAAAAUAAAUGUUAAUUGAAUUC